GCCCCAUGCUUCCCUCUCCUUUUCCAUCUCUAAGACAUUGGGCGUAACUAGGGUUUCACUCCCAUUCAAGCUCAGCAUUAAAAAAUUCAAAACCCUGCAAUCCUUACCCCAAUUUCUCCUGAUUUUAUAUUUUCAUUUUUAAAACUCUCAAAAUGAACCAUAACACCGCUUCAAAAUCGUCUGAUAAUUUGCAGUCCAUGUUAAAAGAAUCAGUCGAUCGAUUUUUAUGCGAAUACCAAAAAGGCGUCACCGAUUUCUCUAAUUUUACUAUGAUUUUCUCUCGUUUACUUCAAAAUUUACCCGAUCCCUCACUCGAAUAUGUUUGGUUUUACUCGGCACUAACUUUCUACACCUCCAAAUUCACAGCUAUGCCCUCUUCUAAGCACGUUUUAGCCACCAAAGACUUGUUUCAGUUGCUUGUUUCUUGUUCUAGCUCAUGUAAUGUAGUUAAAAGAGUUGCAAUUCUCGGUCCAGUUAUUUACGAGUUAUUCUAUUUAGUGACUGAUAAAAAAAUUUCGAAGAGGGAUGUUGAGAGUUUGUUGGAAGGAAUUGUAAGUUACAUUAGUAUUUGUUGUGGCGCCGAGCCUGAGAAAGAUGAUGGAAUGGAGUGCUUGAACUUGAAUUCUUGUUUCCUGGAUUUGGUGCAUGUGUGGGUUGUUGAUCGAGUUGGGGAGAAUUGUGAGUUUGGGGACUUGAAGGUCUUUUUACCAAUUGUGGGCGAUGAAGUUCGUGAUGGUGUUGGUGUGGGGUGUAGAGUUGGGUACUUAGCUGGGAUUGUGAUGUGUGAAGCCUUUUUGUUAAGAUUAUGCUUGAAGUUUGCAGUGGCAAACUCGAGGGAUGAAUUGGAGAAAGACUUGCGUAAUUGUGCCCUAAAUAUAAUAACUGGGUUUCGAAGUUUUUAUUUUUUUGAUAUUCUUCUCAGGGUGCUGAUGGAGCCAGUUCUGCCUGUCACCUCCCUGCUGGUUUCAGAAGAUGAAGCGUUUUUACAUCAUGUUAUGUAUGAUGUUGUUGUAACUGCGGAGUAUUCAUUCGUCACUUCUCAACGAGGGAUUCAGUUACCUUGCAACAGCCUUAAAAUUCUUGCUAUGAGAUGGUUAUUUGUUGUUAACAAUGCAUUACAGUCUGUGAGGGAAAAUGGUGACCAGGCCAAAGUCAUUUCUUAUAUAAAUGCAUUCUCUGAGUCUUGGCUGCUUGCUCAAUUGAUCAAGUGGGUUACUAAUCAAAUUGGUAUUGGGGAAAAAACCAGCAGACCAAAAUUUUCCACUCCUCUUGAUCUUAUCAAGUGGCUGCUAGUUGUUGAAGAGCAAGGGGUAAGAGUAUUUGAUUUUGACAUCACCAAGAUUUAUGCCAAAGCCAUCAUUUGCAAGUCGAGAGUAGAGUAUGAUCUCUCAGUAAUUAAUCCCAAUGACAAAAGUUUGUUCAAAAGCCUCUUCUUGAACAGUGAUUGUGAGAGGAGAUGGCAACAUAAAGAUGACACUGACCUGGAGAUGAUAGAUCUUGUGGAUACUGAGUUCUCAACAACUGAUGGUAUAAGGAAACGCAAAGAAGGGAGAAACAUUGAAGCUGAAAUACCAGUUAAGCUUGUCAAGUAUAAUUUUCAAGAUAAUUCUCUGAGUGAGAGGUUUUCUCCUUUGGGUAACGAAAAAUGGGUUGAGUAAGGGAAGUGAAGUCGAUAAUCCAAUCUCCAACAUGAAGCAAUAAAGUCUGACACAUUGUUGACUCUAGACUGGCAAACUAUUUUUCCGGAGACAUCAGAAUUCAGACAUAUCUCCUAUUAACAAGGACUAGUUAUACUAUGGUGAAUCUCUACUAUUUACUGGUGGAGAACCAGGAGGGAAUUUUCAUAAGUGCAGCCUUACAGGUUAGGGGUUGUGCUAUUCUAUUCUCUCUGGUACAAUCAGGAGAUGCAGACUUCAGAAAUCAAGUCCUAUGUGGAACAUGUAUCCUUUGUAGCUUAUAUUGAUCCUGAUGAAACUGACAACUAGCCUAACUUCUUUCACUGGUAAGACUUGUAUUAUUAUUAUACUCAACACACUGAUAUUAUGAGUACCUUUACUGAGAUUGUUGUCAUAUCAGAUGAAUGAAAAGGUUAUUUUUUAGGUUAGAAA
Mangifera indica (mango) is the source of this 2108-nucleotide messenger RNA. RefSeq lists its product as uncharacterized. Lineage: Eukaryota; Viridiplantae; Streptophyta; Magnoliopsida; Sapindales; Anacardiaceae. The transcript has 5 exons. The record is from RefSeq and is a predicted model, not a curated record. Bases 153 to 1658 code for a protein of 501 amino acids.